GCGGCGGCGGAGGCAGCGGAGGAGGCGGCGGCGGGGGGGAAGAACCCGCUGGUGAAGCCGCCCUACUCGUACAUCGCCCUCAUCACCAUGGCCAUCCUGCAGAGCCCCAAGAAGCGGCUGACGCUGAGCGAGAUCUGCGAGUUCAUCAGCGGCCGCUUCCCCUACUACCGGGAGAAGUUCCCCGCCUGGCAGAACAGCAUCCGCCACAACCUCUCCCUCAACGACUGCUUCGUCAAGAUUCCCCGCGAGCCCGGCAACCCGGGCAAGGGCAACUACUGGACGCUGGACCCCGAGUCCGCCGACAUGUUCGACAACGGGAGCUUCCUGCGCCGCCGAAAGCGCUUCAAGCGGCAGCAGCUCCCGGCCCCCGAGCUGCUGCUGCGCGCCGUGGACCCCGCCGCCUUCCUCCCGCAGCCCCCUCCCCAGCCUCCGCAGCAGCCGCCCUGCGCCUACGGACCCUACGGCUGCGGCUACGGCCUCCAGCUCCAGCCCUACCACCCGCACUCCGCCCUCUUCGCCUUCCACCACCCCUCCCCGCCGCCCCGGCAGCCCCCUGCCGCCGCCGCCGCCGCCCCGCCGGGCCCCUUGCUGCCGGCGGCGGAGCUGGCACGGACGCCCUUCGGCUACGCGCACCCGCUGGGCCCGGCGCUGGCGGCCUCGCUGCACGCCACCAAGCCCGGCAGCGGCGCGGCCGUGGCCCGCUCGCCCUUCUCCAUCGAGAGCAUCAUCGGGGGCGGACCCGGACCCGGACCGGGACCCGGCCCCGGCUCCGGCCCCGGCCCCGGCAGCAGCUGCGCCUCGCAGUCGGCCGCGGCACCGGGGCUGUCCCGCCCGCUGGGCAGCGCCGGCGGAGGCCUGUCCCCCGCCGCUCCCCUGCCCGCCGCCCCCGGCUUCGCGGGCCGCAUCUCUAACUGUUAAGGGUUUCGGAGUCUUUCCGAAGGUAGGAUCCGGGAUUAUCUCUUUUCUUCGCCUCUCGGACGCCCGGCGGACGCGGCGAGGAGCGGAGCCGCGGGGUUUUGCGCGGGUUUUUGCGCGGGUUUUUGCGCGGGUUUAUGAGCGAUGGGGAUCGAGGGUCGUCCUCCGCGGCCGGUGGGCCGCCCGGGACCUGCCCUAAUGCACAGCCAGGUCGAUAUGCUGCAUGGGCGGACGGUCAUGCUGUUGGGAAGUUACUCGCUACUCCUUAAAAAAAUAAGAAAAGAAAUAAUAAUAAAUAACGUCUCUAAACCGUCAAAGUUCAGAGAUUCUCAGGUCUAGGAACUUACAAACAGUAAUUUACAGGAAAAAGGAAAAGGCUUGAGGGAGGACAGCAAAGCAAUACUUUUUCAUUUUAGUACACUUGUCUCAUGUACUUUUAUAAGAGAAAAGAAAAGAUUAACAUGUUUACACAGAAGAAAGUCAAGAUUAUCAUUUCUUAUUUUAACCUGUGUUUUGUAUUAUAAUAGACUUACGGAGUUUUUAUUUUGUACUUUAUGCGUAUUCUUUACAAGGAAUAUUGUUAAUAAUUACUGGCAAGUAUUAUUGUACCAUUUUAAUGUAAAAUUUUUACACAUUUUCAAAAAUAAAAUUUUUAAUUUUCAAAAAAAAAAAAAAAAAGAACCAAAUCAAAAUACAAAAGAAGCCCUGCCAUACAGUUGGCUUCGGACCCUUUCGUCCUUAAUACUUCUCCCUUCUCUGGGGCAUCGAUAUAUUUUUCUUCAGGAUUCAUAGCACAACACUCAAGGAAAUUUGCAGUUUGAAAUGUAUUACGGCUGGACUUGACCACGAUGAAGAUCUCAGUAUGAUCUUCACAGUCGAGCCAUCGCUACUCCUAGCAGAGAGUGAAAGAAAAAAAAAAAAAAAAAAAGUAAAGAAAAGAAAGAAAGAAAGAAAGAAAGAAAGAAAGAAAGAAAGAAAGAAAGACAGUGCGAGCAAGAACAAAAGAGGGAAUAAAUAGUAAUAGGUCUUUCUAGUGGGAUUAAUUCCUAGUCCCGCAAAAUACCAAUCAGGGGAUUGAUUAUAAACACUGUUUUAAACAAUUUUUAUACUUCUGGGUGAAUUUUAAAUCAUAACUGCACCACGGUUUAGCAUCAUAUAGGCCCAACGGAAAAUAGUAAAAAGGGGCAUGUACAGAACUUCAGAGAUUUGUCAUAACCUCUUAAAUUUCUAUGAUGAUAGUACGGACAUGUGUUUCUACUUUUACACAUAAUAUAAAAUGAGCAUUGGAAUAUACUUAAGUGAUGAGCUGAUUAAACGCACGAGCUGUUGAAGUCAGGAGAUGUAGGUGUACGAAACCAACCGUGUAAGGAAGCUUUUUUGGUUUUGAAUUCUCACUUUCUCACGCAAAAGAUCAACAGAUAUUUAUGUCAUAGACUAAAAUUAUUUUUUAACCUAAAAAGUCCGCCUCAAGUAUUUCGAGCUUAGGCGUGAAAAGAGAAUCGAACAGAAGAGAAUCAGAGCAGGCAUGUGGAGGCUUGCGAUGGGCUCGGAAUGCCAGCUUUCUGAAUCAGGAGGGUGUUCUUCGAGUAAGACUGCAUUUAUAGAAUUUAGUAUAUUGUGGGAUAAAUUACGUGGAUUUUCGUAAAA
Molecule: messenger RNA, 2562 nt
Organism: Oxyura jamaicensis (ruddy duck)
Lineage: Eukaryota; Metazoa; Chordata; Aves; Anseriformes; Anatidae
Gene: FOXD1
Product: forkhead box D1
Exons: 1
Coding region: 88-918 (276 amino acids)
Biological process (GO): anatomical structure morphogenesis; cell differentiation; regulation of transcription by RNA polymerase II
Molecular function (GO): DNA-binding transcription factor activity, RNA polymerase II-specific; RNA polymerase II cis-regulatory region sequence-specific DNA binding
Source: RefSeq, a predicted model, not a curated record